AUGUUUGCACUUAAGUCGCUCUCGUCGUACCUGUUCGGAAAGACCGACAAGCAGAACAUCGUCGAGCUUCCCCAAGGCCAGCUUUACAUCGUUCGCCCACAGUCGCCCAAAGGCUACAGCGAACUCAUCUUCAGGGACGCUGCGGCAUACAUUCGCAAGACCGGCCAAGACUUCCAGUAUCAGCUGGUCAUCCAGCGCGCCUACGAGGAGGGUGAAGAAGAGCUGCUAGAGGACGAAGGUGGAGAGGACGCGGCAGUUGACGCUCUUGGAGAUAAGGACGAGAAGACAUUUCUCUUGGACGAAGAGCUUCACUUUCGCGUGCAGCUGAAAGAGGACGGAGAGAUCGUCCUUGCUUGGCACGACCUGUCCGGAGACGAAGGCGACCUAUUUGAAUUCGUUUGCACUGCUUCUACGCUCCCAGAGACCGCAAUCAGCUUCGAGGUUGUCGCAGCGCAGUGUCAGUACGAACGCAAGUACAGACGGAGCCACGAACACGCGACUGAGCAAGAUCUGAAGCAAUUCGCAUUCGACGACGAGCCAGAAAUUCCGGCGGCAAGCCCUGUUGCCAGCGCAACCAUUUCGCCGGUCGCGCGCUCCUUGACCGACGUUCGCGACGCUUCUGCAUCCCCACAAACCUCCACGACGGAAGUGGUCAUGCCUGUCCGCAAGGCGAUCGAGCAGACUCCCACCAAGGCGCCUGCCCCACGGCAGGUGCCGCAGAGCCGGGAGGUGCUUGCAGACGAAUCAGCGGAGCUCCAUCUCUUCGAUUUCCAGUCCGGCACAUUCAUACUCCAAGAUGCAGACGUACAGGCGAUUGUUCAAGAGACAGGUAACUGGACCUACUGGCUGCAGAUCUCGGGCAACAAGCAGCAGUGGCUCGGACAAGAAGUCAUGCCCGACAUCAACCCAGUCUUCAACUUUGAGUACCUGAGCUUUAUCUUCAAUCACUAUACAGAGGAUGGUUCGGCCUACUCGUGGUUGCUGAAAUUCAAAGACCGGGACACUCUGACCCAAUUUCAAGAGGGGCUCAUGCAGGCAAUGUGGGAGCACUUGAAUCAGAUGAAGUGGCAGAAGAUGGUCAAGGAGGCAGAGAAAGAUUAUGUUCUGGAUGCAUUUAAUGAUUUGGUGCUGGAGGACACGAAAGACGACGAGCGGGAGCGAGAGGCUGCAGAGGAAGACGAAGAGGAGGAGGACUACGAAGACGCCGUAGACCGCCCUGCCACUCCAGACUUCGAUACAGACGAGGACGAAGAUGAACACGAGGGCCUCGAUAAGGACGGCAAUGUGAACAGUCAACUGGCCGUGGGCGGAAAGGUCGACAGAUCAUUCGUUGUCAGAGGCGACAAGAUCGGCGUGUUCAAGCACUCGGACGACAACGGCCUAGAGUUCAGCACCAUGAUCAACAAGGUCGCGACGCCCAAGGGCAAGAGCUUCUCGCCGCAGAAAGUUAUGCUUCACAUGUCAGAUCGCAACAUGGUGCUCCAGAACGGCAACGAUCCCAAUAGCCUCUACCGCAUGGACCUGGAGACCGGAAAGGUUGUUGAUGAGUGGAAGGUUCAUGAUGAUAUCCCCACCAACAUUUUUGCGCCGGAGAACAAGUUUGCACAGACAACAGAUGAGCAGACGUUCCUAGGUCUCUCCAACAACGCACUCUACCGAGUUGACCCGCGUCAGAGCGGCAACAAGCUGGUGGACUCUGAGCUCAAGCAGUAUGCCAGCAAGAACGACUUCUCUGCCGCCGCGACAACCGAGAAGGGAUACAUUGCUGUGGCGUCAAACAAGGGCGAUAUUCGGAUGUUCGAUCGCCUUGGAAUCAACGCAAAGACCGCUCUUCCUGCUCUGGGUGACCCUAUCGUCGGUCUGGAUGUCAGCGCAGAUGGUCGCUGGGUUCUCGCAACUACUCGUACCUACCUUCUGCUCAUUGAUGCUCUCCAAAAGGAAGGCAAGAACGAAGGCAAGCUCGGCUUUGAGAAAGCUUUCGCCAAAGACAGCAAACCACAGCCUCGUCGUCUGGCUCUCACGCCAUCUCACGUUGCCCAAUUCCAGCACGAGACCAAGCAGCCGCUCUCGUUCACACCAGCUCGAUUCAAUAUGGGCGAAGGCAAAGAUGAGACGACCGUCAUCACCGCCACCGGGCCUUUCAUCAUCACCUGGUCCCUCAAGAAGGUCCUGGCCGGCCGCAAGGACCCGUACAGUAUCAAGCGAUAUGCGGAACAAGUUAAAGCCGACAACUUCCGCUUUGGCAGUGACAAGAACAUCGUCGUCGCGCUACCGAACGACGUGGAUAUGGUUGCGCGCAGAGCAUUGCAGAGACCUACCCGGGAGAGCAUUAUGGCAACGCCGAAAAAGAGCGCCAAGGGUAGAGGGAGCUACCUCUCGAGAAACGAGGUGGUCAAUUCGCCUUACUAG
Molecule: messenger RNA, 2409 nt
Organism: Lecanosticta acicola
Lineage: Eukaryota; Fungi; Ascomycota; Dothideomycetes; Mycosphaerellales; Mycosphaerellaceae
Source: the annotation of a GenBank genome assembly